Striga hermonthica is the source of this 396-nucleotide messenger RNA. Lineage: Eukaryota; Viridiplantae; Streptophyta; Magnoliopsida; Lamiales; Orobanchaceae. The record is from the annotation of a GenBank genome assembly.
AUGAUAAUAGAGCAACCGGGAUCGAAAUCACGGUUGUUUCCGAACAACGGCGCAACGAACUUCCGGAAAUCGAACGGUUACCCGCCUCGUCCGAGAAAGACGACGAGCGGCGUGUCGUAUUUGGAGAUGAGGAAAUUGGAUUAUACGCGGUCGCUUUCGCAAGGGCACGGCAAGAAGAUGUUCCGUUAUUUCACUAACGAGUCGCUGCUUCUGCUCGUCUGCCUGACGGUAUCGCUGAUCAUACUGCCGCUAGUGCUGCCGCCGUUGCCGCCGCCUCCGCUGAUGCUGCUUUCGGUGCCCAUUUUCAUUCUGGCGCUGCUUAUGGUGCUGGCGUUUAUGCCUUUUGGCGGCGGUGGUGGUGGUGGUGUCAGAGAAGUAACUCAGGCGUGUGGCUAA